GUUCCCCACUCAAGCACGCACGAGCGACCGGCGUGCGAGUGUAGAGAGGCCGUGCAGCCAGCCGACUGUUGUGUCGUAGUCGUAGUCGUCGUUUAGUGGUGGUGUCUCCCACUGUUCGUGUUCGUUUACUAGAAAAGCGUGGGCCGCACUCGGGAAGGCAAGGAGACAAAAAUGGCUACGCUUACGAAGACUAGUCUCCGUGAGGCAUUGCAACAGAAAGGAGUCCCGGUGCCGCCCGGCUCCCCGAAGGACACUCUGGUGCGACUCUACCGCGAGCACUUUCCCGGAUCGGACACCGCGCGCGAAAGUCUCCUGGACUUCUCGAGCGACGAAGAAGCGGACACGAAGGGUCAUGACACCAGCUUACCUGUCGAGGUCUCCCAAGGGGUACGUUCCCUGACCAACGACGAGCUUUACACCAAGCUCAAGGAGUUUGGCGAUCCAGUCGGCCCCAUUGUUGACACGACAAGAAGCCUGUACGAGAAGCGCCUUCAGAGGUACCUCAACAGAGGUGCCACUCCCGAGCCUGUUGCCAGUCACGUGGGCAACAACACAGCCGAGUUCUCGGCCACAGAGGAGGAAGCCGAGAAUGACGAGGACGACUACGAGGGCACUCCGCUGCAGGACGUCCCCCCGUCGCGACUUGGGCUCAGCGCCAGUGGCUCUCAUCAUGGAUACGGCGGAGUGUUUGGCACGUCAGAUUCUUUGGAGGGCCCCCUGACAAGCCGGACAAGCGCGUCCUUCACAGGGGCCAGCCCACCACUGCAGAUGUCACUACGCAACAGGGCUCAGGUUGCAGCUGCAAGGAAAGAAGAGGCAAGCAGCAGUGCUAACCACGUGAAGGCAAAGGCCGGGCAACAACAACAGCAACAGAGGAAGGGCUUGUCCCUGCUUCUCAAGGUGGCCCUCGCAGUUGCCUUCGUCGGCAUCAACGUGCUCAUCUAUGCCAACCUGGAGUACUUCAAGUCCGACGUACCCGUGCCUUCGGUACUGAACAAAUGAGGACCACACCCCUCCUCUCCAGCCACCACAAACGAGCGCCAGCUUUAGUCAUCUCGUUUUAACAUUCUUUUUUUUUUUCGACUAAUGCAUUUUAAUAUUAUCAUGUUUUGAUAUUUGUUUUUCUGGCAUGUCUAAUAAAAUGUUUAAGUAAAUGGUGCUUGCAAACAUU
Messenger RNA from Rhipicephalus sanguineus (brown dog tick), 1171 nucleotides. RefSeq names its product lamina-associated polypeptide 2. Lineage: Eukaryota; Metazoa; Arthropoda; Arachnida; Ixodida; Ixodidae. The record is from RefSeq and is a predicted model, not a curated record. The transcript has 5 exons. Bases 172 to 1002 code for a protein of 276 amino acids.